Penicillium subrubescens is the source of this 660-nucleotide messenger RNA. RefSeq lists its product as uncharacterized. Lineage: Eukaryota; Fungi; Ascomycota; Eurotiomycetes; Eurotiales; Aspergillaceae. Gene Ontology annotation, cellular component: cytosol. The record is from RefSeq and is a predicted model, not a curated record. Gene Ontology annotation, molecular function: NAD binding; hydroxypyruvate reductase [NAD(P)H] activity; glyoxylate reductase (NADPH) activity. The transcript is spliced from 3 exons. Bases 1 to 660 code for a protein of 219 amino acids.
AUGGAAAACAAACCUAUCGUGCUCCAUCUUGGCGACGCCAUCAAGUACAACCAUGCCUUCUACAACGAUGAAUUUCUAGCACGGUUCAACGUUAUCCAGGCAACUGAGACGGACAGAGAAGGGUUUAUUGAAGCUCUAAAGUCAAAGAAAUACGGCGACUUUUCAGCGUUGUUGCGCCUGCACUUCCAGACUGGAGGCUUCAUGGGCCAAUGGGACUCUGAGCUCAUCUCGCUCCUGCCAAAAGUGUACGAAUCUUCGCUUCUGCCGGUGCGGGAUUCAACUAGGCCGACGUUGACGUCCUUGGCGAGCACAAAAUUUGGUAUGCCAACGGCGCAGGGACCUCAGAUGAGGCAGUUUCUGAUACCGCGCUGGUCGGCGAUUGCAUUACACCCUACACACCUCUUAACAAGCCUUAACAAGCACACCCAGGAUUUGAUCGAUGCCAAAGCGCUAUCAUUGAUGAAGUCAGGGAGCAGAAUUGUUAAUACAGCCAGAGGUCGAAUUCUGAAUGAGGACGCCUUGAUCCAUGUGUUGGAAAUAGGACAUAUCUCUGCUGCUGCGCUGGAUGUGCAUUACAAUAAGCCGCAAGUUUCACCGAAGCUGGCUAGCAUGGACAACGUCACCCUCACUACCCAUAUUGGAGAAUCAAUUUUGAAUUAA